AUAGUUUAGUGAUAUAUGAUGAAGGUUCCCAGUAAAAUAUUUUCUUUACUUCAGAUUUUCACUCUCUUAUACCUUUUUACAGUUACUUUUGCUUCCACUGAGGAAGCAAUUUCUCUCCUAAAAUGGAAAGCAACUCUCCAAAACCAGAACAGUUCCUUAUUGGUUUCAUGGACACAAAGUUCUAAAGCAUGCAAGGACUGGCAUGGAGUUGUAUGCUUUAAUGGCAGGGUAAACAAGUUGGAUAUUGCAGAUGCUAGUGUCAUUGGUACGCUCUAUGAUUUUCCAUUUUCAUCUCUCCCUUUUCUUAAAUAUGUUGAUCUUAGCAUGAACCAGCUCUUUGGCACCAUCCCACCUGAAAUUAGUAAACUCACUAAUCUUGUCUAUCUUGACUUGUCGUUCAAUCAGAUUUCAGGCACAAUCCCACCACAAAUCGGCUUACUUGCCAAGCUUCAGACCCUCCACAUAAGUGGCAAUCAUUUAAAUGGUUCCAUUCCUGAAGAUAUAGGUUACCUAAGGUCUCUUACUGAGUUAGAUUUGAGUAAUAAUAGUCUAAAUGGUUCUAUUCCUGCUUCUUUGGGGAAUUUGAACAACUUGUCCCUUUUGUGUCUUUAUGAUAAUUACCUUUCUGGCUCCAUUCAUAAAGAAAUAGGUUACCUAUCUUCUCUUACCGAGCUAGAUUUGAGUAGUAACUUUCUUAAUGGUUCUAUUCCUGCUUCAUUGGGAAAUUUGCACAGCUUGUCCCUUUUGUAUCUUUAUGGCAAUCAACUUUCUGGCUCCAUUCCUGAAGAAAUAGGUCACCUAAGGACUCUUAAUGGUUUGGAAUUGUCCAACAACUUUCUUACUGGUUCUAUUCCUUCAUCAUUGGGGAAUUUGACCAACUUGUCUUUAUUGUAUCUUUUUGCCAAUCAGCUUUCUGGGUCCAUUCCCAAAGAAAUAGGUUAUCUAAGUAGUCUUACUGAUUUAGAAUUGUCUAUUAACCUUCUGAGUGGUUCUAUUCCUACUUCAUUGGGGAACUUGACUAGCUUAUCUCGUUUGUACCUUAAUAACAAUCACCUUUCUGGCCCCAUUUCUUCUUCAUUGGGGAAUUUGGGCAACUUGUCUGUUUUAUAUCUUUAUGCUAACGAAUUUUCUGGUCCCAUUCCUAGUGAGUUAGGGAAUCUAAAAAACCUUAAUAAUAUGCAAUUAUCGUUUAAUCAACUCAAUGGUUCAAUUCCUACUUCCUUUGGCAACUUGAAAAACUUGCGGUAUCUGUUUCUCCAAAGCAACAAUCUCAUUGGGGAAAUUCCUUCAUCUAUCUGCAUUUUGAUAUCAUUGGAAGUGCUGUAUUUGGGGAGAAACAACUUCCAGGGAGAAAUUCAGCAAUGUCUAGAUAAUAUCAGUGGCCUCCAGGUUAUGAAAAUAGCAUAUAAUAAUCUCAGUGGAGGGAUCCCCUCCUCUAUUUGCAAUUUAACAUCACUACGAAUUUUAGAUUUGACGAGAAACAAUCUUAACGGAGUAAUUCCACAAUGUUUUGGCAACAUGGGUGGUCAUCUUGAGGUUUUGGAUAUCCACAACAAUAAUCUUUCUGGGACUCUUCCAAAUACUUUUAGCAUUGGAAGUGUACUCAGAAGCAUCGACUUGUAUGACAAUCAACUUUGGGGUAAAAUUCCCCGAUCUUUGGCCAAUUGCAAAGAGUUGCAAGUUCUUGAUUUAGGAGAUAAUCAUCUCAGCGAUACAUUCCCGUUGUGGUUGGGAAUUCUGCCAAAUCUAACGGUUUUAAGCUUGAGAUCAAAUAAAUUGCAUGGACCCAUUAGAACUUCAAGGGAUGAAAAUAUGUUUCCUGAGCUUCGAAUCAUAGAUCUCUCUUACAAUGCCUUCACAGGAAACUUGUCGACGACUCUAUUUCAACAAUUGAAAGCCAUGAGGAUAAUUGAUCAAACAACGAAGUUACCGACAUAUCUUGGUAAAGUUGGAGAGAGAGAUUACAAUGAUUCUGUGACAGUUGCAACUAAAGGACUUGAGCUUGAGCUGAGUAAAAUUUUGACAGUUUACACCAUUAUUGAUCUUUCAAGUAACAAAUUUGAGGGACAUAUUCCAAGUAUUAUGGGAGAUCUUAUUGCACUUCGUGUAUUGAAUUUAUCUCAUAAUGAAUUGCAAGGUCAUAUACCACUAUCACUUGGAAAUUUAUCUGUAGUCGAAUCAUUGGACCUUUCAUUUAACCAGCUUUCGGGAGAGGUACCACAACAACUUGCUGCUCUUACGUCUCUUGCAUUCUUAAAUCUCUCCCACAAUCAUCUCCAAGGAUGCAUUCCUCUAGGACCUCAAUUUGCUACAUUUCAAAACAAUUCAUAUGAAGGUAAUGAUGGAUUACGUGGAUUCCCUGUUUCAAGAGGUUGUGGAAGUAUUUGGAUACCAGAAACAAAUUAUACAGAUUAUGCGCUAGAUGAUAAAGAAAGCACUUCUGAAUUUCUCCAUGAUUUCCAAAAAGCUGCUCUUAUGGGAUAUGGAAGUGGACUAUGUAUUGGAUUAUUCAUAAUGUAUUUCAUGAUCUCAACUGGAAAUCUGAAAUGGCUUGCAAGAAUCAUUGAAGGAUUGGAACACAAAAGGAGAAAAAAGAAGCAGCGAGAUCAAAGGGAUUAUAAAAGAAGAAAUAAUCGCUUCUAAACAAGGAGCAAGCUUUGACUUCAGAUGUCAAUGAUAAGAGGACAUUAGCGUAAUGGAUUUGGUUAUUCCCAAGUUUGCUUUUAAGCUUUAUUUUCUGGCAUGUCUCUAAUUUGCGUUUACGCAUUUGUUUUCUUUUCUUGUUCGUGACUUGACAAGGUUUGUAUUGAUCUACUUGAGUUUUAUUAGUUAUCCACUUAGGUUCUUGAAGUUGAAGAGCCUCUUGAAGUAAUUCUAAAGUGCAAUGUUCAAGACAUGU
This is a messenger RNA of Nicotiana tabacum (common tobacco), 2899 nucleotides long. RefSeq lists its product as uncharacterized. The record is from RefSeq and is a predicted model, not a curated record. Lineage: Eukaryota; Viridiplantae; Streptophyta; Magnoliopsida; Solanales; Solanaceae. Gene Ontology annotation, molecular function: protein binding.